This is a messenger RNA of Mizuhopecten yessoensis (Yesso scallop), 1323 nucleotides long. RefSeq lists its product as uncharacterized. The transcript has a single exon. Bases 1 to 1323 code for a protein of 440 amino acids. The record is from RefSeq and is a predicted model, not a curated record. Lineage: Eukaryota; Metazoa; Mollusca; Bivalvia; Pectinida; Pectinidae.
AUGGCUACAAUAAACAAGGACUUUUUCAGAGAAGCUCAACCUUCACAACUGGAAGUUUUUGAAUUACCACCAACACAGACAGCCGUCGAAAAUGUAUACUAUCAAGACGUACUACCGAUAUCACAAAUGACUGGUGAUUCACCCGUAGAAUUUAUCGUUUCCGGUCAAAAUGGUAUGGAAUACAUCGACAUGAAAAAUUCCCUAGUGUAUGCUAAAAUAAAGAUAAAAAAGGCGGAUGGAUCAAAUAUCAGCUCUACUGAAGACAUAGGCCCCGUCAAUUUUUUACUACCUGCUCUGUUUUCACAAGUAGAUGUCACACUUCAAGGAAGAACCGUGAUAUCUACAACUGCUAACUAUGCAUACAAGGCAUACAUUCAGACAUUAUUGAAGGAUGGAAACGGUGCUAAAACAUCACAGUUAACGACACAGUUAUGGCAUAAAGAUACUGAUGGAGAAAUGGAUGAUACAGAUGUGAGGACGGGUAAUAAUUUAGCUUUACUAGAAAGAGCCGAAUUAUUCGAAGGUGGCAAAGUUGUCGAUUUGGAAGGUCCCAUAUUUCACGAUCUAUUCAGAAUGGAUAGAUAUUUACUCAAUCAAGUCAACGUAAAUGUGAAGAUGUACAGAUCAAAACCAGAAUUUUGCCUACUUUCCGGUGAACAAACUCCCAACUAUAAAAUUGAGUUUGAAGAUGUUAGACUACGCAUCGCUAAAGUUAAAGUGAACCCUGCCGUCAUCUAUGCCCAAAGCCAAACCCUGACAACAACUACUGCAAAAUAUCCAUUUACAGAAAGUAUUCUAAAACACGUCACUCUUGCUGCUGGUGGGACAAGUUUUACGUACGACAACAUAUUUCAAGGAAUGAGACCCAAUUUUAUCACCGUAGGCUUUGUGAAUGCAACCGCCAUCACGGGGGCAUACAAUCAAAACCCGUGGUUCUUCCAACCAUUCAAUGUUACAUCCAUAGGCCUCUAUGUGGAUGGAAUACCUGUUGGCGGUAGCACCAUAAAAUUGGAUUAUGAUACCAGCAGCGGACAGACUACUAUACCCUUCUUACGGAACAUGUUCAAAACAACUGGAAGAUGGUUAUCCGAUUGUGGAUUAGAUAUUGACAGGGAAAACAUUUCCAGCGGUUAUUCGUUAUGCACAUUUAAUUUGGAGCCCAUUUUUCAAGGGAAUCAGUAUCUUACCUUAUUAAAACAAGGAAACGUCAGACUGGAGGUCACAUUCGGAAGUACACUAUCCAAAGCCAUCAGCUGCAUCGUCUACGCCGAGUAUCCAGGACAUUUCGAAAUCAACGCUGCAAGAGACAUUUUAAAACCAUGA